AAUAAAAACUUCCCGUUUGGAAAUCAAGCAGCUCGUGAGAAAGUUUAUGAAACAGCAGAACGAGCGAUCUGACCGAUACCCUCACACACACACACACACACUCUCACACACACAUCAAUGGGGUGUAAUAAACUCCUCCCACUCUUUAUUCACCAAUCACCUCCUUAAACCUGCAAGAAGUCGCCUCUGAUUGGUGCAGACCGGUGUCAGUCGUGCGUCAGGGAGGCGGGAUCAGAGACUAAGGGGCUGACCUGGAGUCUGAUCCAGUCGCUUUUACGCACAGACCGGACAGUCCGCUUUCCACGCACGGAUAACGAGAGUGAGAGCGCGCUGUGGAUAGAGAGAGAGAGAGAGUGGACGGAAAGAAGAGAGGACAAUUAAAGAGGAAGAGGGAAAAGUGUUUCCACCAACUGGGAGAAAAAAGAAGAAAGUGUGUGAGUGUGUGUGUGAACAGGGGGAGAUAGAAGGAGUGUGUGUGUGUGUGCGCCUUCACCACUCUCCACUCUUUACACCACCUCCUCCUCCAUGUCGCUCCCCAGCUCCCCUCCGCUCCUCUCGCCGGGUUCGGGCGCCCCAACUUCGGCCGCGCUCUACCGCACGGCCCCGGACGGGCUCCACACCUCGGUCGCUUCGACCGGCACCUCCAGCCCGGCGCACACCAACUCCCACUCCCACUCCCACUCCCUGUCCCCGUCCCCGCGGCUCACCAGCAGCAUGCUCAGCGCCUUUCUCCCCGGUUUGGGGAACGGCGGCUCCGCUCCGCUUGUGUCCGGAGGCGGCGGCGCCUCUCUGGGACCUCUCGGCGGACUCGGCUCGCUGAGCACAGCCGGCCUGACCCCCGGUUCUCCCGGCAUGGCUCAAACCUCAUCCAGCCCGGGUCUUUGCAGCGAGUGCAAGCUGGUGGAGGUGCACGGCGUGAAGGUGGCGAGCUUCAGCGUGGACGGCCAGGAGCUCAUCUGCCUCCCGCAGGUGUUCGACCUCUUCCUGAAGCACCUGGUGGGCGGGCUGCACACCGUGUACACCAAGCUGAAGAGGCUGGACAUCACGCCGGUGGUGUGCACCGUGGAGCAGGUGCGCGUCCUGCGGGGGCUCGGUGCCAUCCAGCCCGGCGUGAACCGCUGCAAGCUCAUCUCCAGGAAAGACUUCGAGACGCUGUACCAGGACUGCACCAGCGCCAGCUCUCGUCCGGGCCGCCCUCCGAAGCGUUGUUCUGGUGCAGGGAUCCAGGAAAGCCCCAGGCUGCUGCACCCGGGCCUCCCCGGCCUGCUGUCCCCCAACCUGCUGUCACACACCGGCCUGACAGCGGCAGCCAUGGCCGAGCUCCAAAAGCUCCAGAAGAUGAAGAUGAUGAUGAGUCUGCAGAACGGCAACGAGUCGGACAACGACGACUUACACUCCAAUACAGGUGGGAGCGAGUGUUCCUGGGAUAAGGAGCGUCUAACCAGCCCCUCUGCUGGAGCUCACAGCGGAGGACCAGGAGGAGGUGGAGGAGCACCAGUCGGAGUAGCAGCUGGAGGAGAUGGAGGAGGAGGAGGAGGAGGAGGAGGAGGUGCAGCAGGAGGCGGGAGGGGGCCAACCAUCGGAGCUGUCAAUCAACAACAACUCCAGCAGCAACAACAGCUACUGGCUAACAGGUUGGACCUUCCCUUCAUGAUGAUGCCUCACCCUCUGCUGCCCAUGGGGCUCCCACCUGCGUCCGUAGCCAUGGCGAUGUCGCAGAUGAACCACCUCAACACCAUCGCCAACAUGGCGGCCGCAGCCCAGCAGAUACAUACCCACGUACACCGCGCGCCCGUCAUCAAGGAGAGAGUGUGUGACAGUCCCUCUCUCUCUCCGUCUGUUGACGAGGCCAACACUCCUCUGCAGUCACAGCCCAGCAGCUCGGCCUCCAGCUCGCCCGAAAGACUCGGAUUGGUGUCAGCUGAUGCAGAUGUCGCACUGCCCAAUCCCGCUGUACCCAUCAAGAAAAUAACAAAGGACAAAGAAGAGUCUUCGCUAGGUCAAGCCCUGCCUCCCGGCUUCCCGGCUCCGUUCCUAUUCGCUGACGGCCUGUCGUCAGUGGAGACUCUGCUCACCAACAUACAGGGCCUGUUGAAGGUGGCGGUGGAGAACGCCCGGGUUCAGGACAAACAGAUCCAGGCGGAGAAAAGAGAGCUGAAGAUGGAGCUCUAUCGAGAACGAGAGAUGAGGGAGAGCCUGGAACGACAGCUCACCUCCGAACUACAGAGCAGAGCCUCCAUCCAGAAGCGUCUGAAGAAGGAGAAGAAGGCCAAGAGGAAGCUGCAGGAGGCGCUGGAGUUCGAGUCGAAGAGGAGGGAGCGGGUGGAGGACGCUCUCAAACAUUCGUCCUCGUCCUCCCCUUCUCCCGAGCCGCUGCACGCCGCCAACAACAACACCAAGAACGACGCUGCUGUAGCCGAGGAUAAACCUGAGCUUAAUGGAAACCAGCAAGACAACGGCGCUGUACAAGAAUCCCGGGCGUUUCUGAAGACCCCCAUGAUGUUCUAGAAAGAAGGACUCCGCCUCCAGAAGCCCCGCCCACCCCUUCACCUUUAACCCCGCCCCCUUCCCUGCACAGAAGAACUCCACCAGCCCGUUUCCACAGCAACCACGGCUUCCACGGCAGCCAGGAUCACCAUGGCAACGACGACCUCCCCAGGCGGGACCUCCUCCUCUUCAUCUUUGCUACACGCAAAAACGAAAAAACUUUUUGAUGUUGCUAUGAAACAAUGAGACUACUGAGAGCCACACCCCCUCAAUUUGGACUCACCCAGUGGGAUGGAGGGGGGGGAGGCGUCUCUCGACUUCUUCUUUCUUCUUUUUAGACAAACUUCACUCCAUUCAUCCUCUUUUUUCUCUCCCUGCACCGGGAUUUCUCUCAUCCCUCGUUUGUUUCGAGAAAAACUGAAAAAGACACAGAGAGAGUGGACGGACUUCAGCGCGUCGUCACAGAUCAACUUGUUUUUAAAAAACGGUCCAAUGACACGAUGUGAUCCACAACGACUGUUUUCUGAUUGGUUCAGACAAGAACGGUUUGAAGAACAAAAAAAAAAAAAACAGAAAAAAGACGUUCUUAUUUACGAAAGAAAAAAACUUCAAACCACCUCUUGGAUUUUGACACGACUUCAGUCAUUGGCUGCCACCAUCUGAUUGGACGGUAAAUCAGGAGCUCAGGACUGGAGGAAGAAGAAGAAGAAGAGGGGUUUAGAAAAAAGUAGAAAAAUAUCGGAGAGGAAAUAAUAAUAACUUGAGAUUCUGCCUCUCGUGUUUCACUCAGUUUUGUUUUCCGUACAGGGACUGAAAAAAAAAUGCAUGGGAAAACUUCUCUUACGUUGUCAUUUGGCUUAUUUCAUCCUCCUUUACCUCCGAGUCUCUUCUUCCUUUGCUUCAUUCCUCUCUUUUCUUUGCUUCUUCUAUAUCUCCUUUGUGUUGUUCUUCUCUUUCUCUGUAAGGAGGCAUUACUCUGAAAAUGUUGGAUGCAGCUUUUCAAUGUAUGAAGUAUUUUCUAUCACCCUUAACCUGUGAAAUCAGUUUCUCAAAUGAUACAAAAAAAAAAGAAAAAAAAAGACCCUUUUUUUUAUUACAAUGGAGUGAUUUUUAGACACGAUAUUAUAUCCUUAAAAAAAA
This is a messenger RNA of Larimichthys crocea (large yellow croaker), 3627 nucleotides long. RefSeq names its product dachshund b (gene dachb). Gene Ontology annotation, cellular component: transcription regulator complex; nucleus. NCBI's taxonomy places the organism in Eukaryota, Metazoa, Chordata, Actinopteri, Sciaenidae. Bases 526 to 2508 code for a protein of 660 amino acids. Gene Ontology annotation, molecular function: DNA-binding transcription factor activity, RNA polymerase II-specific; RNA polymerase II cis-regulatory region sequence-specific DNA binding. Gene Ontology annotation, biological process: regulation of transcription by RNA polymerase II. The record is from RefSeq and is a predicted model, not a curated record. The transcript has 12 exons.